AUGUGUCCAAGCUCAGUUGAAACUUACAUUUCAGUUGCAGGAGCAAAUAAAGCAUCCUAUCUUUGUGUUUUGCCUAUCACUAAUGCCUGUUCAUCUGUAAAUGGUCUCUUCUGUCUCUUUUCAUUUUUGAAGAAUAUCAACUCAGUGCAAAGAUACGAAGGAAGCCACAUUUAUUCUAUCUACGGAACACAGGAUGACAAAGUCGGAUAUUUGAAUCUUCCCUGUUUUACCAAAAACUCCCAGAUCAAUAAUAGUGACCAGGAGUUUUCCAAUGCAACCGGAAACCACGAUGCGAUUCUUUCUGGAACCAUCGAUUUGCAAAUGAAUCUGCUCAAUGCUCAUUAA
Caenorhabditis briggsae is the source of this 345-nucleotide messenger RNA. Gene Ontology annotation, molecular function: lipase activity. Gene Ontology annotation, biological process: lipid catabolic process. The record is from RefSeq and is a predicted model, not a curated record. The transcript has 4 exons. NCBI's taxonomy places the organism in Eukaryota, Metazoa, Nematoda, Chromadorea, Rhabditida, Rhabditidae. The coding region runs from base 1 to 345 and encodes 114 amino acids.